AUGUCUCUUGGCGGUAAGGUAUUGGAUUCAGUGAAUGAUGGGAAGGGUCCACCGCAGUUUAUAAUAAGUGGUCAAAAUUAUCAUCGGAUUGGAAGUUUGCUCCCAGAUGCUGGUCCGAAGCCUAAAUUUGCCCAGUUAUAUAUAUACGACACUCAGCAUGAGAUAAUGCAUAGGCAGCGAAUCUUUGGGCAAACAUCUGAGAUAGAUAAAGAAUUGAUAGCUGAGUUAUUACAAAUGAUCGAUACUCAUAAUGUCAUAGCACAGUCAUUUCGAAGAGUUAGAGAAUUCUAUCAGUGUCAUCCAUCUGAGAUUUUCUCUUUGAAGUUGUAUUCGCAAAGGAAGGUUGAUCGAAGAAUUUACAAUGCUCCUUCUUGCGAUGAAGUUGCUGCUUUGAUUGUUGGAGAUUUUGAUUCAUCGGAUCAUGGCCAUGACAUUAUUGUUCGAUCUACUGGUGGUCAGUUGCAACGUAUUUAUGAAACUCAUGCUCUGUAUUGGCCCUUACAGUAUCCUUUGUUGUUUCCAUAUGGUGAGGAUGGUUACCAACUGAACAUUGGUUAUCGAGGUGAACAGCCUGGAUAUGUUCCUGGAAGGAGAACAAGGGUUUCCCUUAGGGAAUUCAUAUGUUUUCAUCUCCAGAUUAGGGAACACGAAGAUAGAAUUAUUCACAAGUGUAGACGGUUAUUUCAGCAAUUUGUUGUUAAUUGUUUCACCAUGAUUGAGUCCCAAAGGUUGCAUGAGAUUAGAAUGAAGAAAAGUACAAUUAGAGGAAAAGUCCUUCAAGGAAUAGAGGAGGCUAUGCAUCGUGGCGAUGAUGAAGCUUCUUCAAUUGGGACACGAAUCAUUUUUCCUUUUUCCUUCACUGGUGGUAGAUGUUAUAUGUUUAACCGUUGUCAGGAUGCCAUGACAAUUUGUAAACAUUUUGGCUAUCCAGAUUUAUUCCUCACUAUUAUGUUUAAUCCAAAUUGGCCUGAAUUUCAGCGAUUCACAGAGCGAGAGCGAAUUCCCAUCACUGAUCGUCCUGAUAUCUCUUGUCGUGUCUUUCUUGCCAAGUUGAAGUGCCUCCUUAGCGAUCUCAAGGAAGGUGUGUUUUUUGGUCCACUUAAUGCAGUGAAGAUCAACGAUGUUGAUAUUGAUAACAGAUUUGUUGUGCCCUAUAAUCCACUGCUGUUAAUAAAAUAUCAAGCUCACAUAAAUCUUGGGUUAUGUAACAAGUCAAACGUGAUUAAGUAUCUUUUUAAGUAUGUCAAUAAGGGUUCGGAUCGGGUGACUGCAACUGUUGGAGAAACAUAUGAUGUUGGUGAAUCCUCCCAGGUGGUUGAUGAGAUUAAACAGUAUUACGAUUGUCGUUAUUUGUCACCGUCUGAAUCCAUGUGGAGAAUUUUUGCUUAUGAUAUUCAUCAUAGAUGGCCGGCGGUACAGAGGCGGUUCUCGGAGGGGCGGUCUUUAACAUAUGUUGAAUAUCCAGGAAAAUUUGUCUAUUGUUCGAAUAGCAGGGAGUGGAAGCCAAGACAGAGGGGAUUCUCAAUUGGAAGAUUGAGUUUCGCUCAUCCCUCAUCUGGUGAACUUUUCUACAUGCGGAUGCUUUUGAAUGUGCAGAAAGGAAGUCUCCGAGUUAGCGUCAGCUGCACAGCUAAGGAGGCUUUUUGUGAUGUUGUUGCUAUCUGGUUCCAUAGGAAGAUGUCAGUUUGGGAACAAACUUGGGCUUAUUUGUCUGAUGAUAUUCUUUAUCGCAGAAGACAUGAGCUGCAAUAUCCCGAUCUAACGAUGAGUCAGGAUGAGUUGGAAGCAUUUUGUUUGUUGGAGAUUGAGAAACUAUUGCAGAGUAAUGGAAAAUCAUUGAGAAAUUAUGCUGGCAUGCCGUAUGAUACUGUUUCUUUGACUCGUGAGCACGAUGCAAAUGUCUCCAAGUUAAAUGAAGAACAGAGGGUGGUCUACGAUAAAAUUAUUGAUUGUGUUUCGAAUAAGAGGCAUGGAUUCUUUUUUGUGUACGGGUUUGGUGGCACUGGAAAAACUUUUUUAUACAGAGUUUUGUCAGCUAGAUUGCGAUCUGAGAAAAAGAUGGUUAUAAACGUUGCUUCUAGUGGUAUUGCUUCUCUGUUGUUACCUGGUGGUAAGACGGCGCAUUCUAUGUUCAAUAUUCCUGUUGAGCCGACUGAAGAUACUAUUUGUCGGAUUAAGAAGGAUAGUCCAAAAGCUGAGGUAGUCCGAUUGGCCGAUUUGAUUAUUUGGGAUGAGGCACCGAUGACUAACAAAUUAGCAUUUGAAGCGCUCGAUAGGACGUUGCAGGAUAUAAUGGUUUCGGUCUCUGAUAGGAAUAAAGAUUUACCUUUUGGUGGGAAGGUGGUCGUUCUUGGUGGUGAUUUCAGGCAGGUCUUGCCAGUUAUUCCAAAAGGUUCUCGUGCUGAGAUUGUGAUGGCGUCCAUAAAUUCUUCUGUCCUCUAG
Molecule: messenger RNA, 2442 nt
Organism: Arachis ipaensis
Lineage: Eukaryota; Viridiplantae; Streptophyta; Magnoliopsida; Fabales; Fabaceae
Source: RefSeq, a predicted model, not a curated record